AGAAUAAUACCUCAUUCUUGGAUAUACACGUACCAUACCGUUCAGUAUUUUUACUAAUAAUAGGUUUGCAAAUAAUUGAAAAUAAUUAUGAAUAUUUUUACCGAAAGCUCCAAAAUUGUACAUUGAUCACAGAGUACGAUGAUUUGCAGAACAUCAUUUUUUUCUGGUAAUUAGCAUUUGAUAGACGAUAGUAAGACUUUUCAAUUUGCACCCUAAAUUCUGAAACGUUUAUGAAUUCGUUAUCUUUACAACAUUAAAACUGUGCCAAUUUCUCGCACUUUAGCAGUGACAUAUAUUAUUAUAAACUUUAGAUAAUUGAAAUCCACAAAUGAACGAAACACUUCUUUAAGAAAACGCAACAAUUUAACAUAUUUGGUACUUAUUGACAUCAUCAAUUAUCCAUAAACUGAAACACAGCAAAAAACGCGCAUGCACUCAGUAGGAGUUGUUGUUUUCUUACUUUUAUCUCUUCAUUAAGAAUCGCGUAAAGCCUAGUUAUUUAUACAUAGUAACCAAACUAAUGCAAAUGUAACUCACCAGACACUUCUCACAUUCAUCUGAAAUAAAGAAGUUCUUUUUUAUCCUGUGUCUGUGUGUACUUUUUUAAUAAAUUAUUUCAGAAAAUAACAGCAUAACCUCUGAAAAUGCCGAAAGAUAACAAAGACGAUCUAUGUUUGGAAGACGUUCGAACAGAUGGAAGUUACUGUAACAUGCUAGUUGAACUUGUGUUUGACAUUCUAUCUGAGCGACUUUGGACAUCACCAUUUACAAAUUACCACGUCUUUGGACAAAGUGUCAUGAUGCCGAUGGAAGACAGAUCUACAACUCAACAAUAUCGAUUGAUUGAUACUACCUGUACAGGUGAACAUAUUACUUCUGAAAAGCAAACUAUCCGCACGAUUGAUGCUACCUGUACAGGUGAACAUGUUACUUCUGAAAAGCAAACUAUCCGCACGAUUGAUGCUACCUGUACAGGUGAACAUAUUUCUGCUGAUCAGCAAACUGUCCGCUCGAUUGAUACUAUCUGCACAGGUGAACACAUGACCGCUGAUCAGCCAACUGUCCGCACGAAUGACAGUACAACGAGCAACGAAGACACAUCGUUAACAAUUGAGCGACUCGAAUCCAGGGUUGAAGAAGACGCACAACCAUCCUAUCAAGACUAUUCGGAUAUAAAUGGGCCAGACAGCAACGAUAAUUGUGUGACAAUUUAUAAUAGACGUAUUAAUCACGAAUUGAAUAAGGCUGUAGAUAAGGCUGUAGAUUGUAUUGAUCAGAGAGCAGAAGGUGCGCUUUUAUCAAUUUCUCGGGAAGGAAGGGAAGUUCUUAAAAACAAACAAAGUAGUGUCAUUUUAAAAGACUCAGAUAAAGCCAAAAAGGACUUUCUUGUAAUUCAUUCAGAAAUUGAUGAGCGACAAGCGUGGCUGUUUAUGAAAAACAUAAAAGAAACAGGUAAUAAAAACAACAUUAUGCCACCUGUGACGGGUGAAUUGCUUUGUCAUAUUCCUGGUGGAGAAGGUACUUUGGGCAGCGUAGGUGCAUGGUAUGACAAAUAUAGGUGUAUCCUUGUAUUUGUAACAAACGAAUUUCAGACUGAUUAUUACAAAAAGUAUCAUAGCGAAUCUGUGAUCGUAUGGGGUCUAGACGUUGGAGGAGACAAACUCUAUAGAGUGGUGCCGGUGUGGGUGGAUCCCUCGAGGAAAACAUGCACGAUACCGUUCCUAAAACCAAUCGGAGGAGGGAUCCCCUACCCUAGGAAAAUGACAAGUUCUUCCGAAGAACAUGUGCUGACAACCCUUCAGUACUUUCGGGAUAAAUUUCCGUAAAUACGGUAUAGUGAAUAAUGUGUUACGUGUUUAAAAGAAAUUAGACACGUUGUAUAAUGCUCUUUUCAAAGACCUGUCAACAAGUCAAUAUACAUUUUGAACAGACUGAAAAUUCAAAAUUACAUACAAUCGGAACCUCAAUAGCGUAGACUAGAUCUGAAAACGAAGAUGCGAGUUAAUAAGGAUUUUCAACGGAUUAUUGCAAUCCACGUUAGGAAAAAGUCUGAAGGUCGUGUACCAAGCGUUGUAAAAGCCCAGUCGAUGUUAAAACAAGAAAGCACGUCAAUAGCGAACUGGACGAAAACACUAUUGUAGAACACAUGCAAAUCUUUAACAAAACGCCAUUUUCAUGCAUGGGCACUAGUAAAACAGAUGCACUUUAUGUAUAGCAGGCCAAAGUUCUUCAAAAUGACGUUGCUAUACUAACGGUUUGGUAUCGUUCGAUGGACACAAUAUAUGAGAUGUCGCUCAAAUCGUUCAUCGUCAAAACUACGUUCUUAUUAGGUAUGUUAAGACACUUCUGCAACCUUGGAGUCUGGACUGCGUUUCCUUUGUAUCUAUGGCGUCCUCAGAGCUGAGCUAUCCUACUGCGUCCUAGCCAAGGCGACGCAACACAUAGCUUCGUUUGCACGCCGCCUAAAUCCGCAUCAAACUUCACAGCUUCUUAGAAGAUCCUGACUCGCGGAAAUAGCUCAGUACGAAUGCAUGGUCGAUGUAACGCGAAUAUUUAACUUUUAACCACAACGGGUGUUUUUUCUUGAGAUGGUUAAUAAGUAAAUAAAUAGUUCAUUUAUAGUCUCGAUUAUACUGACCAUAUUGGUACUUGGAGCUUGGAACUUUGACGUGUGCAUUAUGUGCACAAGUUUGUAAUGUAAAACUAGUUCAUUAUCGUGCUUACCAUGCAAGUGCGAUGUUUGUCCUAAGUCAAGUCUGUAAAUUAACAGUUUGUAUUGUUGUUGUUUCUUCUAAAGUAUUGUGUGAUUAUUUUAAAGAUUAUGCAGAUUUGGUCUCGUCAAUAUUGAAGUUUUCCAAACUUAUAUGGUUUAGUUUGUUCAGUUUUACGUAGUUUUGCGUAAUAUACAUGUAUAAGCGUGAGUUUUAGGGAUUCAAUAAAAUCAUUUGUCGAUG
This is a messenger RNA of Dreissena polymorpha, 2954 nucleotides long. RefSeq lists its product as uncharacterized. Lineage: Eukaryota; Metazoa; Mollusca; Bivalvia; Myida; Dreissenidae. The coding region runs from base 645 to 1826 and encodes 393 amino acids. The transcript is spliced from 4 exons. The record is from RefSeq and is a predicted model, not a curated record.